AAGUUCGUCGUCAUCAACAAUAAUAAACCGCCUCCUCAAAUCAAUAGAGACUGUGUCGUAAGAAGCCAUUCUCAGCUGCUGCUGCAGGUGCUGUGUGGUUUCUGACGAAAAUGGUAGAAUUUUAAUUCUGUUCAUUUGGCUUCCAAAACACAACGACUAUCAUUUCUCCCGUUUUUAUCCUCGAACGCUUGCUUCUUAGUGUGCUAGCUACCUCACAAUGCCACGCUUGUUAUUGGGAGGCUCCUCCUUGUUGCUCUAACGUUGACGGAUUUACUUCUUCUUUCGGUGGCUGACCUACUGUUGUAGGUCAGAAUUUUAGAAGCUUUCCAGUGAACGCACCACUACCGCUACAUUUCAGACCUGUCAUGGAUCAAUGCUCGAAUGUGGGUUGUGUGAACCUGGGCAGUCUGACCAGUACCCUGCCGGUGAUUCCCUACCAGAAGCUGACAGACCUGUACUACCUGAGCAGAGGCGGAUUCGGCACUGUGUUCAAGGCGCAACACUCGGACUGGAGGACCACCGUGGCAAUCAAGUGUUUGAAGCUCGACUGUCCUGUGGGAGAAAGAGAAAGGAACUCCCUGCUGAAGGAAGCCGAGGUGCUGCACAAAGCCAGGUUCAACUUCAUCAUCCAGAUAUUCGGCAUCUGCAAUGAGCCCGAGUUCUUCUGCAUCGUCACUGAGUUUAUGAGCAACGGCUCUCUCGACAAGCUCCUCCACGAGAAGGACACAUAUCCAGUUUUGGCCUGGCCUUUGCGUAUAAGGAUUCUGUAUGAAAUCGCGCUUGGUGUUAAUUUUCUCCACAACAUGAACCCACCUCUCUUGCACCACGACCUAAAGACACAGAACAUAUUGCUUGAUGGUGAAUUUCAUGUAAAGAUUGCAGACUUUGGUCUUUCAAAGUGGCGUCAGCUUUCUGUCAGUAGAGGCUCGGGGUCCAAACCCACUGAGAUGGGCGGCACAGUGAUCUACAUGCCUCCUGAGGAGUACGAACCCUCCAAGAACCGGCGGGCUGAUGUGAAGCACGACAUGUACAGCUAUGCCAUCAUCAUGUGGGAGGUGCUGUCCAGGCAGAUUCCAUUUGAAGAAGUGACAAACCCCAUGCAGAUCAUGUUCAGCGUGCUGCGCGGCACACGUCCGGACACAAGCAUGGCGAGUUUGCCCGCAGACAUCCCCUGCAGGGAGACCCUGAUCGAUUUAAUGAUCAGCGGCUGGACGGCGAAUCCCGACGAACGGCCUUCUUUCCUCAAGGUUUUGAUUGAGCUGGAACCAAUGGUAAGACACUUUGAUGAAAUCGACAUUUUGGAAGCUGUGCUGCAGAUCCAGAGGUCAAAGCUGGGGCCUAGAUUGAGUUCAGCUCAGCCGUCAUGUGAGGUCAGGGGUCAGGAGGCGUCCUUCGACACACUGAAGAGCAGGCCCAGCCCCUGGACACAGAGCUCCACGUCAGGAUCAGGCUCUUGUUCUUCUCAGGACACAGACAUAUCUCUACCAAGAGUCCUCAUCAGCACUCCUGCUGCAGGGGCUAAAGCGUCUCCCACUGAACUGCCGUCUUCGCUCACACCUCCCACUCUGGAACAUCCGGUCUCUUUGGUGGACCCCUGUCAAACGUUUGACAACAACUUUGAUUGCUACCAAUCCGCCCGGCCAAUGAAUGACUUGAAUCGUGUGAACCCCGUGGCUGAGUGUGACAAACUCAGCAUCAAAGCGCAGCCUCAGCCUCCAGAAUAUUUCCCUCCAAUGCAACACUCCACGGCCUCUAAAGGCCCCGUCGCGCAUUGGAUCUCGACACAUCGCGAGGCCAUCGUCUCCCAGAUGACCGAGGCGUGCCUGAACCAGAGCUGCGACGCACUGCUGGCCCGCAUGAUGCUGAUGCCAGAGGAUUACGAACUGGUGAUAAACCAGCCCACCAGGGCCGCCAAGGUCCGUCAGCUGCUGGAUAACUGUCACAAACACGACGAGGACUUCUGUCGCAUCGUCGUCCACAAGCUGCACGACAACAAGCAGACGGGUCUCCGGCCGUACCCGGUCGAGAUCACCUCCCCCACCACAGCCUUAGUCCCUAGCGCUCCACCGACGUCCAUGUCCUUGAAUUUAACCAGGAACAUUUAACAGCCAAUCAGAGCCAAAUUCGGUUUUCCCUCCAGGGGGGAGAAAACUGAUCAUCAUUACCACCGUUUUUUGAAUAAGUUAUUUUUUAUUGUUGGAUUUAAAAGGAUGUUGACUGAGUCAAUGAUUUCAUUUUGAAAUAUUUGGGAUCUAUUAAGGAGUUUUAUUUAUUCUUAGGAUUACGUUAAGAUGAUGUGGCGAUUAUACACCGACUGGUAUAUUCUGCCUUUUUUAUUAUCGAUGUGGAAUACUGCUUUAGUGUGUAUGCAAACGUACUGGUAGAAAUGUCUUCAUUUGAACUCAGUUGAUCUGAGACGUUAAUGGGUGACUGUCAUCAUCCAGCUAACAAAUGAUCCGAUUGUUUUGUAGUAUUUUGGUUUUAAGGGCUGUGGUGUUUGCUUUAGUUUCGAGGUCAGGUAAGACUUUAAUAUGCAGGCAGAAUAUUUUUAGGGAAUUUGCUGUUGGUGUUAGCUUACCUUUGCCGCGACAGUGCUAAAAUAGCAGAUUGCAGUCCUUAGCCUGUGCCUAUACGUAGCUGUGCUAGUUAAAUAUUGAUUUUAUAAAAUUCCAAUCCUGGUCCUCACUCCACCAGGGGCUUUUUCUUCUUUAUAAAUUCAACGGCUGACCUUUACUUCCUGUAAAGGGGUCCCUGUAGAUAAACACAGUGGGAUAUACUAUACUUUACUGACCAGUUAGAAUGACUUCUGCAUAGUUCUCCGCUUUGUUUAAAUUUUUUUUUUAAUAAGAGACUCUUCGAGGUUUCUGAUGUUCAAAGUACGCUAGGUAAGUACUACUCUUAUUUUAAUAAUAUUUGUCGGGUUACUUCAAAUACAUGUGGCUCUUUCAAAUGCUCUAAGGGUAGUUUGAAGUCACCAGUUGCUGUGCUACAAGUAAAGGCAUUCAGAUUCCAACAGAUUCAGUGUAGCAGUUACACAAGACUAUUCCAGUCAGUCGUAGUAUUUUGCAUAGUUCCUACAAAUACAGAAGCAUUGUAUUUUUAGUCAUAAUUUGGUUGGAGCUCAUUUAGUUUAAACUGUGAACAAAUACUGGCGAAUCAGAUCCAGAUGUCCAUGUUAAAAAUGUAGCAGCAGUCAGUUAAAACACUCGUCUGUGUCUUCAGCAUUAACUUCAUUCAGACUCUGCGUGAAGUCUAACUCUUGUGCCAAAUCACGUUGUCAAGAAACACGUUCAUUUGCACCGGUUUCUUCUCAUUUUGUCGCGAUGGUGCUAAAAAUACAGUGUUGUAGCUGUAAUUGGAGUGGUUUUUUUUGGUAGCACUUUCAUUGCAAAAUACCCUUUGUGACGUUCUAAUGUUUCUACAUCAGAUAUUCUCAUUUUACACUUGCACACAGUCCAGUUGUUAUUAGUAAUUGCCGUUUUUCUAGAGAACAGGGUAGGGCAUGGGCAAACUAAGGCCUGGGGGCCGCAUGUGGCCCGUUCAGCUUUCCAAUCCGGCCCGCCAAAUUUUUUUGAAAUUAUAUAAUUUCUUUAUAUUAUCAUUAUACUUCUGCAUUUCCCCUGCAACACCUACAUUUCCCCAAUAGAUGGUGUAGAAAAUUAUAAAUGCAUUUUAGCCUUUAUGCAUUUUACUUGUCAUUUAUCUUGUAUAUCUAUCUCUCGACAUAGAACAGGAGAGAACACUGGGUGACAUCAUUAAGUUCAGGCCGAUUUGACAGAAACUAACUGUACUUUUACGGCUUAGUUUAUUCGUAGCUCUUUUGUGAGCAAAACUGAUUUUAUUUUCAUACUCUGUGUGUCAAACGCAUUAAAAUUGAAACUCUUUACGA
Messenger RNA from Cynoglossus semilaevis (tongue sole), 3889 nucleotides. It is a transcript of the gene ripk2, whose product is annotated as receptor-interacting serine-threonine kinase 2. NCBI's taxonomy places the organism in Eukaryota, Metazoa, Chordata, Actinopteri, Pleuronectiformes, Cynoglossidae. The transcript has 11 exons. Bases 366 to 2105 code for a protein of 579 amino acids. Gene Ontology annotation, biological process: protein phosphorylation; innate immune response; regulation of apoptotic process. Gene Ontology annotation, molecular function: ATP binding; JUN kinase kinase kinase activity. The record is from RefSeq and is a predicted model, not a curated record.